Messenger RNA from Strigops habroptila (Kakapo), 2745 nucleotides. It is a transcript of the gene TCIRG1, whose product is annotated as T cell immune regulator 1, ATPase H+ transporting V0 subunit a3. The coding region runs from base 69 to 2582 and encodes 837 amino acids. Gene Ontology annotation, cellular component: vacuolar proton-transporting V-type ATPase, V0 domain; vacuolar proton-transporting V-type ATPase complex; plasma membrane. The transcript is spliced from 20 exons. Gene Ontology annotation, biological process: proton transmembrane transport; vacuolar acidification. Lineage: Eukaryota; Metazoa; Chordata; Aves; Psittaciformes; Psittacidae. Gene Ontology annotation, molecular function: ATPase binding; proton-transporting ATPase activity, rotational mechanism. The record is from RefSeq and is a predicted model, not a curated record.
CCUGCUGAUACCCCCCGCGGUGCCGUGUCCGGGCGCGGCGCAGCCCCGGGGCCGGGUGUGGGGCCGCGAUGGGGUCCCUGUUCCGCAGCGAGGAGAUCUGCCUGGCCCAGCUCUUCCUCCAGUCCGCCUCGGCCUACAGCUGCGUCAGCGAGCUGGGCGAGCGCGGGCUGCUCGAGUUCAGGGACCUGAACCCCCAUGUGAGCCCCUUCCAGCGGCGUUUCGUGGGUGAGGUGCGGCGCUGCGAGGAGAUGGAGAAGACCUUCACGUUCCUGCGGCAGGAGCUGCGCGGCGCGGGGCGGGAGCCGGGCGCGGUGCGGGGCAGCCCGCGGGCGCCGCUGGCGCGGGAGGCGCUGUGGCUGCAGGAGCAGGCGGAGCAGCUGGCGCAGGAGCUGCGGGAGGUCACCCGCAACCGGGCAUCGCUGCGGGGGCGCCUGCGGGACCUGCGCUGGUACCUGCAUGUGCUGCGGGAGGGGCAGCGCCUCACCUGCCCCGCCACAGCCCUGGGCUCGCCGGCGCGGCCGCGGGCGCUGUCGGAGCAUGAGCCCAUCCUCGACCCCUCGGUGCAGCAGCACCUCGAGCGCAAGAUCAACUUCGUGGCCGGCGUCAUCCACCCGUGGCGGGUGAGCGCCUUCGAGCGGCUGCUGUGGCGCGCGUGCCGCGGGUACCUGGUGGCCAGCUUCGUGGAGAUGCCCGAGCCCAUGGAGGACCCGGCCACGGGUGAGAGCAUCACUUGGGUCAUCUUCCUCAUCUCCUACUGGGGCGAGCAGAUCGGGCAGAAGAUCCGCAAGAUCUCAGACUGCUUCCACUGCCAUGUGUAUCCCUACCCAGAGAGUGAAGCCAGCCGCGUGGACACCAUGAUCGGGCUGCAGAGCCAGAUCCAGGACCUCAGCGUGGUGCUGGAGGAGACGGAGCAGUACUUGGCACAGGUGCUGGACAAGGUGGUGCUGGCAUUGCCUACCUGGUGGGUCCAGGUCCAGAAGAUGAAGGCCAUCUACCUCGUGCUCAACCAGUGCAGCUUCGAUGUCACUGAGAAGUGCCUCAUUGCUGAGGUCUGGUGCCCCGUGAGGGACCUCACCCAAGUGCAGGAUGCGCUGCGCCAGGGAUCGUACAAGAGCGGCUCGAGCGUGGAGUGCUUCGUGCAGCGCAUCCCCACCACCGAGAGUCCCCCCACCCUCAUCCGCACCAACAAGUUCACCGCCGGCUUCCAGAGCAUCGUGGAUGCCUAUGGGGUGGCCAGUUACCAGGAGGUGAACCCCGCGCCCUACGCCAUCAUCACCUUCCCCUUCAUCUUCGCCAUCAUGUUUGGGGACGUGGGGCAUGGACUCAUCAUGUUCCUCUUCGCUCUCUGGAUGGUGCUGUAUGAGAACAGCCCCAGCCUGCGGCAGGCCAGCAACGAGAUCUGGCUGACGUUCUUCGAGGGCCGCUACCUCAUCCUGCUCAUGGGGGCCUUCUCCAUCUACACUGGCUUCAUCUACAACGAGUGCUUCAGCAAAGCCACCAUCAUCUUCCCCUCCGCCUGGAGCGUGGCCACCAUGGCCAACCACUCCUCCUGGAGCUCUGCCUACCUCGCCACCCACCCGCUCCUCACCCUGGACCCCAACGUCACCGGCGUCUUCCAAGGGCCUUAUCCCUUUGGGAUAGACCCAAUCUGGAGCUUGGCCACCAACCGGCUCAACUUCCUCAACUCCUUCAAGAUGAAGAUGUCCGUGGUGCUGGGCAUCGUGCACAUGGGCUUCGGUGUCCUGCUGGGGGUCUUCAACCAUCUGCACUUCAAGCAGCGGCACCGGCUGGUGCUGGAGCUCCUGCCCGAGAUGAUUUUCCUCCUGGCUCUCUUUGGCUACCUCGUCUUCCUCAUCUUCUACAAGUGGAUCAAGUUCAGCGCCGCCGACUCCCUGGUGGCCCCCAGCAUCCUCAUCCACUUCAUCGACAUGUUCCUCUUCACCUCCAACACUGAGAACCUCCCGCUCUACCCAGGACAGGUGCCGGUGCAGACCGUGCUGGUGGUGCUGGCGUUGGCGUCGGUGCCUGUCCUGCUCCUGGGGACCCCGCUGUACCUGUGGUGCCGGCGGUGCACGCCGGGGCCGGGGCACCCCACGGCGGUGGGCACCGGGGAGCAGGAGCCGCUGCUGGAGGGGCAGGAGACCGGGAACUCUGUCAAUGUCACCAAGGAGGACGUGGAGAACGGUGGGCAUGGCCCUGACGCCGAGCACCUGGACUUCGCUGAGAUCUUCAUGCACCAGGCGAUCCACACCAUCGAGUACUGCCUGGGCUGCGUCUCCAACACCGCGUCCUACCUGCGGCUCUGGGCGCUCAGCCUGGCCCAUGCCCAGCUCUCGGAGGUGCUGUGGACCAUGGUGAUGAGCAAUGGCUUCGUGCGGCUGAGCUACGCCGGCGGCGCGGUGCUGGUGCCCGUCUUCGCCGCCUUUGCCGUGCUGACCGUGGCCAUCCUGCUGGUGAUGGAGGGGCUCUCCGCCUUCCUCCAUGCCCUGCGCCUGCACUGGGUGGAAUUCCAGAACAAGUUCUAUGUGGGUGCUGGAUACAAGCUGUGUCCCUUCGCCUUCGCGCCCGACACUUGGGAAUAGCCAUGUGGAUGCUGGAGGUUUGGAGCCAAAACCCUUCCCCACUGAUGGGAGCUCAGUUGGGGGGUGCCCCCUGAAACUGCAGGGCUGGGGAGGGCAGUUGGAGGUCUGGCUGCAGCCUCCCAUCCCCUGCUUGCAGUGAAUAAAGCCCCAUGGCUUGUCCCCA